UGCGGAAAUUCCACCUUAAGGUGCCCACCCCAGAUAUUCUGACACAGUCCAAUCGCCCCCCUCUCCAGUCACCUGAUUCUCACACUGCCAUUUUGCGCGGAGCGUCCGACCGUUAACUAUAGGAAAUUGGAAUUGUUGCUUCAUCAAAGAUGUCAUCGAGGAGAUGCCGAAUUCUCACAUUUAGGACCACUGCUGCAACUGUUCGACUGGGAUAAUAGCCACAUAAUAUUUCGUAUUCUCAGUAGCGCAUGCAUUUAUAUAACGCGUAAGGGCGCUCGCUGAAGGAAUUUGGGAAAUGAUGCUUGGUAUCAAAUUCCGUGAUGCACCGACUCCGCGCAUGCAAUGAAGCAGAGCGAGAUUUCCGCUGCUAGACGUCGAGAACGCUCCGAAUUUCAUUUUCGUUCGCCGAGAUCGUAGCUAGCUUCGUUCUUCAAACAGCAAUCACAUGGUUAACCGGCAACACCGGAGGCUAGCGAGUAACAUAGUGUCAUUUUUGCGCGUGGUGAACGGAUAGGCCUAUUUAAAUAACGAUCGGUCAUUAUAUUGUCAUCGUUUCAGCGCGCGGUGAUUGCCGUUAUCUGAAUGUCAGAGCAUCCUCGCCCGUGUCCGGUUCGUAUCAGGCUAGCGCUCUCCGCAAGACCGACUAAGCCCACGGAGCGGGCUCCCACACACCCCUGCAGCGAAUAGAUUUGUUUGAGAGACGAUUUAUUGAAAAUCGUAAUAUGUCGGGACAGUCCAUCACGGACCGGAUCGCCGCGGCUCAGCACAGCAUGACCGGAUCUGCCAUCAGCAAAGCCGUGUGCAAGGCCACGACCCACGAAGUCAGCGCGCCCAAGAAGAAGCACCUUGAUUAUCUAAUGCACUGCACCAAUGAGCUGAACGUGAAUAUACCUCACUUGGCUGACACAUUGUUUGAGAGGACAGCGAAUCAGAGCUGGGUGGUGGUCUUUAAAGCUCUCAUCACUACACACCACCUCAUGAUGUACGGCAACGAGAGGUUUAUCCAGUACCUUGCAUCAAGAAGCACACUGUUUAACUUGAAUAAUUUCGUAGAUAAAGGCGCAUUACAAGGUUAUGAUAUGUCCAUCUACAUUAGACGUUACAGCAGGUAUCUGACUGAGAGGGCUCUGUCCUACAGACUCGUCGCAGCUGAUUUCACCAAGAUGAAGAGAGGGACGGAUGGAGUGAUGCGCAGUAUGAGCAUAGAAAAGCUGAUGAAGACUCUACCUGUCGUUCAGAAUCAGCUGGAUGCCCUUCUGGACUUUGAGGCCAGCUCUAAUGAACUGACCAAUGGGGUGAUCAAUUGUGCCUUCACGCUGCUCUUCAAGGACUCUAUCCGCAUAUUUGCUGCUUACAAUGAGGGUGUCAUUAAUCUGCUAGAGAAAUAUUUUAAUAUGAAGAAGAAUCAAUGCAAAGAGGCGCUGGAAAUAUACAAGAGGUUUCUUACCAGGAUGACCAAGCUCUCAGAGUUUCUCAAGGUGGCAGAGCAAGUUGGAAUUGAUCAGGUUGACAUCCCAGAUCUCUCACAGGCUCCCAGCAGUCUCUUAGAAGCUCUGGAACAACAUCUGGCUUCUCUGGAGGGCAAGAGAAUGAAAGAGGCCUCUACCGGCAGCAGGGAGGUGGAGGGUGACAGACUACAGCCUGCAAAGGCUGUUCAGCUCAAAGACAUUGGCAUGCAAACCCCAACAAUAUCCCCCAGUGGCCAGUCUGUGGGCAGUGCCAACAGUAGCUGCACCAGCAGCGGUGCCACCGAGCUUCUGUCCAGUCCACCUGAUCUCACCAUCACAAACGGAGUGCACAACUUCGCCACUGACCAUUUUGAUCUCCAACACAAUUGCAGCACCCCUGCUCAGACACCCAGUAACAACAGCUGGGGAGGUGCCCUUUUGAAGCCCGCCCUCUCCUCACAGGUCCAAAGUCAAGGCACACAGUUCUACAAUGGAGGAAAAUUACUUACUAAUGAUCUGGACUCGUCCUUGGCCAAUCUCAUGGGCAAUUUACACUUUGGAGGACCCCCAGCCAAAAAGCCAGAAGUUCAGUGGACUCAUUUUGAGAAGAAAUCAUCUGGAGGUUCCCACUGGCAGUCUAAAGCCAUGAAUGGCACGGCACCCUGGAGCCACACACACCUGGCCCCUGCUCCCAUACCGAUGCCACAGAUGAAUGGGAUGUUUUAUACUGGCUAUGCACCAGCUCCAGUUGCAUUUCCAAUGACAACCCCCCAAGUGCCUGUGUAUGGGAUGAUUCCUCCCCCUGUGGGCCAGAUGGGGUCAAUGCCCUUAAUGGCUCCCCAGCCUGUGAUAUAUAACCAGCCCAUCCUGCGCACCACCAAUCCAUUCACCCCAAUGCCUGGAGCUCAGAUGCACUUCAUGUAGCACUGAGGAGCAUGAUGAACUGACACAUAUGCCCAAGGAAAAACAUCAUCCAAUCCAAAACCAAAAAUGGCAAGGCAGACAUGAGAAACGGUUCAACUGGGUCAAAGAGACUGAAGAUGUUCAUGUGGCAUUUUCCCCUUUAGCCCGUGUGUUUGUAACAUACCCCUCCAUCCAGCAACAUAACAGUCCUCCGUCAUUUUACAUGUUACCUUUAAUUUCUAAGUGUCAAAAUCUAGUGUUUUUAGGCAGCCCUCUUUGAUGAUGUCACUGGCUGAUGCAAACGGAAUGACAGUGUACAGUGAAUUGCAGUGGAAUGAAAAGUUGUCAUGAUGUCAAGCCCCUCCCCCCGUUUGGAAAAGUGAUUGUUGUAAUUGUGCACACUUAAUUCAAUGUUUAUAAUGUCUAAACCAAGCCACGGUUUUGUAUGCACAUUGCCUGAAUAGUGUUUCGAAUCAACCACUGUCAAUGUUGAUUGUGCCACAGUGGCUGGCAUCCCAAUUUCUUGAGUCUUGGAGAAAUGUGUACAGGUCACUUUUCGUACAUUUGUCUCGUCCCCAAACAUUUUGGAUUUCACCUUAAAAGUUUGAUUCGUUUCUACAUGACUUGUAAUGCCUCAUUCAGGUAUGGUAAGGUAUGGCUGUUUGGAUUAAAGUAAAAUACAGCAUUA
Molecule: messenger RNA, 3039 nt
Organism: Carassius auratus (goldfish)
Lineage: Eukaryota; Metazoa; Chordata; Actinopteri; Cypriniformes; Cyprinidae
Product: phosphatidylinositol-binding clathrin assembly protein
Exons: 19
Coding region: 723-2372 (549 amino acids)
Biological process (GO): clathrin coat assembly; clathrin-dependent endocytosis; synaptic vesicle budding from presynaptic endocytic zone membrane
Cellular component (GO): extrinsic component of presynaptic endocytic zone membrane; clathrin-coated pit; clathrin-coated vesicle
Molecular function (GO): 1-phosphatidylinositol binding; phosphatidylinositol-4,5-bisphosphate binding; clathrin heavy chain binding
Source: RefSeq, a predicted model, not a curated record